AUGCGUUGCGAUAUUCUAUUCAACACGGCUCUAAGCCUGCUCUUGGCUGCUCGGCUUGCACAGGCAGGCCCGGUGCCCAAAGUAGUGCGAGCCGAAACAUCUAUACCUGAGUCAUCUGCAAUCCCAUCAGGGCCUGAGACUUCUGCUGAACCUGCGGUGCCCACGGCAUCGGCUCCUCGGCCGGUCUUUCAAACUUUGACGGACUCAACAGCCAAUAUCCCCGACUCGCUCGUUUCCAGUACCCCUACUCAGAGUCAAAUCCCGGCCACAACCUCGGUUGAGCAGUUAUCUGUGAUACCCAUUGUGGCUACAACAAAUGCUGAGCAAGGAGGAUCAAGCAUUGUCUCCAGUGCUGCUCCUGAGACGUCUAGCAGUGUCGCGGAUACCUCUAGUACGGUUGCUGUCCCUGCUGCUACUUCUAGCAGUGCUGUGGAAAGCUCUAGUACGGCUGCUGUUCCUGUUGCUACAUCUAACAGUGCUGUAGCAAGCUCCAGUACAGUUGCUGCUCCAAGUACAUCCGGCAGUAUUGGAGAAACCACCAGUACUACGCCUCAGACGUCAACAACGGAAGCUGCAGCGUCUUCAGCUUUGCCACUGAGAAAUGACCAGACUGCUUCUUCUCCAACUAGUACUGAUACAGCUACUAGCAGUACAUCAGAUCCUGUGACGACAUCAGCGACGAGUGCUCCCACAACAGAGGCCACGUCUUCAGCUGUUACCGAACCUCUCACCACUUCGGAGCCUGUGUCUACUACUGGAUCUGCAACUGCAGCUCCUGAGAGCCAGACGACUGCCUCAGGCUCUGGGACUGAUGCUCCAGCCACAAGUUCUAGUCAGACUAGUCAGACGCAGUUGAGCUCGAACGCUGGCAGUACAACAGUCGCAUCUUCCUCUUCCACUACAGAGAGUGCUUCGGCCUCAAAAAUCGAGCUUCCUACUGCUACAGAGAGUGCUUCAGCCUCGCCAACGGAGCCUAGCGCCACUACUGCCAGUUCUAGCACACAUGGUAUCAAUACCAAAAUAACACCCAAUCCUACAAGCGGAGUGAGCAGCUUGACUUCGAGUGCUACAGAGCCUGGAGCUAUCACCACUUCCGCCGAGGUCACGACUUCUGCCUCCGAGGCGCCGACAACCAAAGUUCCAACCAGUGAUGCAACUGCUAGCUCAACAUCAGUCCCAGCUAUUGCCGUUGGUACUCCCAAUGAAGCGAGACCUUUGAGCUCGAAGGCUUCCACUGAUGUUGCGGUACUGCCGGCUUCUACUUCAGCGUCGGAAAUUACACAGCCUGCCAGCUCAACAACGUCUGUUCCCCCAUCUCCUCCCCCAGCCUCGUCUCUCGAAUCCUCCACGAGCCCUGCAACAACAACAACUGCUGUCGCAGCCUCUCCAUCCACAUCGGCCUUGCCUCCGCCCCCAACUUCCGCCGCCUCAACCACACUCCGCACAACAAGAGCUACGGCUACCGUCCAAGUGACCAAGCCCCCCGGCAACGAUAUUCCUAUUCCUACCGCAAUCAACUCUUUCCCUACUGGAACAUCCACUGUUCCAGCUCAAGUCUUUGCAAGCAACUUGGCCCAGGCUCAACAGUACAACAACGUCUUCAAGGACUUGACCCCUCAGUCUACUUGUACUGGAAAUGCAGCUGCUUGUAUUGACGGCCAGUUGGCCAGGUGCAGCUCUAGCGGUACAUACUCGCUCGAGAAAUGUCCUUCUCAGCAAAAGUGCUUUGCCCUGCCGAUGAAUAACGUUGCGGGUGUGAUGGUUGGAUGCCAUGACACAGCCGAUGCGGAAAGUAUUCUUGGUACUACGGGCGGAUCUCAAGGCAGCUCGUCGACCACGACAACGCCGGCCUCUACACCGGCUUCUUCAACACCGGCUUCGGUACCAGUUACGACGUCAGCUGCCCCUGAAACGAGUGCUCCGGUUAGCCCUUCGCCCGUGACUAUUACUACCGUAAUAAUCGUCAGCGAUCUGCCGCCUUUGCCCCCCACUACAUCGGCUCCUUCGUCUGCUCAGUCGACUGCAGUUCCGGCAGCUCCGUCAUCUUCAACUACAGCUCCAGUUGUUCCCUCAUCUCCAGUCGAUGUUGCUCCUCCCUCAUCAUCCACCGCAGAAGCAGUCCCAUCCCCUCCUCCAGUGGCAGACUCUCCUCCCGCAGUAAAGUCGCCUCAACCAACUACUCCUGUACCCGCACCCGCGCCUACACCGACGACCUUCCAAACCGUCAUCGCCACCCCUCACAUCCCCAUCCCCAUCCCCGACAUAAUCACUCCCCCCUCAGCCCCCUCCCACACGCCUACACUGCUGCCCAACCCAACAAGCCUCGUCCUCAUCCCCAUCCCCGACGACGCUGCUCCGACGAUCCAAGCCGUCCCUACCAGCAGCGAUACCAACCCUCGCACUACAGAGACUGUCAAUGGGACUCCCACCGUUUCCGUCUUCUUCACUGUUACGGUCACGCAGAAGGAGAAGGAGACGGAGACUGUCUUUGUCACGGUCACUGCCUGA
Trichoderma gamsii is the source of this 2508-nucleotide messenger RNA. RefSeq lists its product as hypothetical. The record is from RefSeq and is a predicted model, not a curated record. NCBI's taxonomy places the organism in Eukaryota, Fungi, Ascomycota, Sordariomycetes, Hypocreales, Hypocreaceae. The transcript has 4 exons. The coding region runs from base 1 to 2508 and encodes 835 amino acids.